Messenger RNA from Suillus discolor, 644 nucleotides. RefSeq lists its product as uncharacterized. Lineage: Eukaryota; Fungi; Basidiomycota; Agaricomycetes; Boletales; Suillaceae. The record is from RefSeq and is a predicted model, not a curated record. Bases 78 to 284 code for a protein of 68 amino acids. The transcript has 4 exons.
UUCUUGUUUACAAACCCUGUGUUUAACACCAAAGACUUAAUACAAGUACAUUGAUCAGUUGCUAUUCAAUUACUGCGAUGACUAGAGGAAACCAACGAGACACAGAUCGGGCAAAGGCUGCCAAGAAGCAAGCUGCUUUGAACAAAUCCAAAGCAAAGGAAAGUAAUACAUCGCUGGCAAAGCGCAAAGAAGCUGAUGCAGAGAUUCUAAGAGCGAAGCAGAAGAAACGAGACGAAGAGAAGGCCACAGAAGCCGCAGCAAACGCAGCAAAAUCUAUUAAAUAACACGAGCCUAUGGUCAGGUCUUCUGACUCGGGUCUGUGAUCGUUAUCAGUCAGGACUUGGUGGGAGCGUCUAUCAUCUUCAAUACCUUGCCUUACUUCCUUGAUAUGACACUAUAUCGUCUUUCUGCGCGACACAUAUGCGAUGGGCUGCAUUAAUUUUUGGACCCAGCUAUAUCAAAUAACAACUGCAUGUAUUCGUAAGCUCCUGCGUCUCCAAUCAUAAACGAUGUGAAAGACUCCCUCGCAACACUGGAAGUAUCCACAAGCUGGGGACGAUUUCUACGGGACCUUCUCAAGACGCUAUGAGAUAAUCGCACGCAGAUCAUUGGGGCGAUUAGUCAUAUCAUCACCUGGUUUCCCU